CAUAGAACGUAACAAUGGCGGAUUCAUGUUCGCACUGGUGGCACGCUCCUUUCUACCUGGCCCUCUCUGUGACACUAGCUUUCAUCGCCAUCUCCACCGGCAUCCGCUCCGGGAACCCUCAAUCCAAACUCUCACUCCAACAAUCACUACAUCACAACCUCUCCAUCAACGCCUCCCGCGCUCUCCGCCUCCGCGGCGGCUUCACCGUCUUCGCCGCCCUCCUCCAAAUCUCGCCGGACCUUUUCCUCUCCUCGCCGGACUCCACAAUCUUCGCCGUCCAAGACCCGGCUUUCUUCAACGUUUCUCUCCCUCCCUGGGCCAUCAAGGAGCUUCUCCUCUACCACACCUCCCCUUCUCGCCUCCCCUUUAAUCUCCUCCUCAGAAUCCCCGCCGGAAACUGCGUUUCCACUCUUCUCCUCGACAAGAACGCCAAGAUCACCAAGAUUGACCCAAAACGCCGCUCUGUUGAGAUCAAUAAUGUUUUGAUCACCCACCCGGAUUUGUUUCUUGGAAACGGCCUCUCCGUCCAUGGAGUCGCCGGGUUCUUCUUGCCGGUGGGAAAAGAAAUCGUCCAAUCCUCGCCCUGCGAUUCCAACACCUCCCAUCUCGAAUGGCCAAGAAUCGUUCAGCUCCUCAGCUCUAACGGAUUCGUCUCCUUCGCAAUCGGACUCUACUCUGUUCUUGACGGCCUCACCGGCGAUCACGCCAAUUUAACCUCCGUCACCAUCUUUGCGCCUCCCAGCUUGGGGUUCUUAUCAUCCCCAUCGCCAUUGUUGAACAAAGUGGUGAAGCUUCAUUUAGUGCCCAGUAAAUACACAUUCCAGGAACUGUCAUCUCUGCCCCAGGGGACUGUUCUCAACACUCUGCUUCCCGGUGCAGAAGUCAAGAUCAGUUUCAAUAAUUCCACAAGAAGUUUAUCUGUCAAUGGAGUGGAGAUCACUGCACCGGAUGUUUUAAGAUCCAGAAAUUUCACUGUCCAUGGGAUUUCUCGAGCUUUAGGGGUAUAUAAUCAGGUUCAGAACCAGAUUGUUUAGUUCUUCUGCUCUGCUUUUCAAUGCAGAGAGACAAGCAAAUUUCUGGGAUUUGUGUAUAGUUUUGUAUUCAAUUUUGUUGAUUCAAGAAAAUUCAAGUUAGGC
Molecule: messenger RNA, 1136 nt
Organism: Ipomoea triloba (trilobed morning glory)
Lineage: Eukaryota; Viridiplantae; Streptophyta; Magnoliopsida; Solanales; Convolvulaceae
Product: fasciclin-like arabinogalactan protein 21
Exons: 1
Coding region: 15-1034 (339 amino acids)
Source: RefSeq, a predicted model, not a curated record